UAUCGACGAUGGCCGUUUUCAACGCUACCCUAAAUUCUACAAAAGAAGCAUCAGCAGAUCAAGCACAGGAAGAUAAAGUGGGUAUCUUAAUAGGAAUCGUAGUGCUAGCAAGCGCGCUUAUUGGUUGCAGUCUAGCAUUGGUGGCUCUCGGAAAAGACCUCUUUAUCGGAAGGAAUACACCAAUGGUCCUUGUAGGUGCCUUGGUGUGGGUAGAUUUCAUUGGUGUUUUCUCCACUUCAGUGAUCGUUUUCCAUGGUUUUGUUAAAGGCGCAGAAUGGAUGGCAGAUUCACCACAAUGUGGUUUACAGGCGUUCUUCACAACAGCAUUCGGAUUAUCUUCAGGUGCUGUGGUCACUUCCAUGUCUUUGGAUAGAGUGGCUGCGCUGUACAAACCAUUCUUUUACAAGCAACAUGCCACCCCUUUGCUUACGCGGACAAUCUGUGCAUUUCUCACGAUUCUUUGUCUAGCUUUGGCGGCUCUUCCAUUCUUUGGCAUUGGAAAGUACAAAUUCAAUCAAAGUUCCAGAUCGUUUUGUCAAUUUGAUUGGUUCCCGGUGACACUUACUGAAACAGUUUAUACCUUUGCCAUAGCAGUUUGUGGCGUAACUUUGAUCACCGAGAUGACUGCAUCAAAUAUCAUCGUUUUGGUCAUCGUGGUGCGUAUCAGACAACGAAUGUCAGCGGUCUUGCCCUCAAAGGAUAUGAAAUCUAAGCGCCGUGCACGGAGAGUCGCUUUCCGACAGGAGGAGCAGAUGGCAAAGUUUGUGGCUUUGGCCUCAUUUGUGUUCCUUUUUACUUGGCUACCAGUAACGAUCCGGCUCUUCUGUAAUCUCUUUCGGGCGUAUCCAAGCCAUGUAAUGGACAACCUCUCCCUCAGGCUACUGAUCGUCAAUUUCAUUCUGGAUCCGUUCACUUAUGUACUUUUUAAGAAGAAUUUCAAACGGAAUUUACGGCGCUCUUUUACUGAGCUGUCGCAAUUCCUUGCUGAUGUUCGUCUGAGUAAGAAAAUGAACUGGAAUACAUCGCUAAAAGAAGCGGAUGAUAACACAUCUGCGCUGGCACUCGGGACAAAUGGAGAAGUGUCAGUUGUUGAAAUUAAGCAAAGCCAAUGAGAACUUUCAACCGACCAGG
Stylophora pistillata is the source of this 1131-nucleotide messenger RNA. Its product is annotated as prostaglandin E2 receptor EP2 subtype. Gene Ontology annotation, cellular component: plasma membrane. Gene Ontology annotation, biological process: inflammatory response; adenylate cyclase-activating G protein-coupled receptor signaling pathway; positive regulation of cytosolic calcium ion concentration. Lineage: Eukaryota; Metazoa; Cnidaria; Anthozoa; Scleractinia; Pocilloporidae. Gene Ontology annotation, molecular function: G protein-coupled receptor activity. The record is from RefSeq and is a predicted model, not a curated record.